Molecule: messenger RNA, 2768 nt
Organism: Venturia canescens
Lineage: Eukaryota; Metazoa; Arthropoda; Insecta; Hymenoptera; Ichneumonidae
Product: ATP-dependent RNA helicase DDX54
Exons: 10
Coding region: 311-2632 (773 amino acids)
Cellular component (GO): nucleus
Molecular function (GO): RNA binding; RNA helicase activity; ATP binding
Source: RefSeq, a predicted model, not a curated record
UAUUGGAGGAUGCAUGUUAGUGCAUCCUCCAAUAGAAUAUCGUAGAAUUUUGUGUUGUUUUCUUCACUUUUUUCGAUUUUCGAUCCACAGCCCAUGUGUCUUGGUCCAUGUGUUUUUCAACUGACCUUUCUCGCCGUCGUCUGUGUAGUUAAGUAAUUGAUAACGGUUCUCGGUGAAAUUUCAAUGAAGAAUAAGAUUACAAAGAAAAUCAUAAUCUACAAAAUAUAUUAUAAAUAUUCUUCGAUUCAUAAAUUUUUGACACCUUGAGCUACGGACAUAACCUCAAAAAUCGUGUUCUCCAACCUGCACGAUGAGUGAACCAGAGUUAGUCGGUUUCGCAGAUCCUGCGGAAUUUCAAAAUGAUGACAACGGUGAUUUUUCGAGUGAAAAGAAAAAAAGUGCUAAGAAAUCUGGCGGAUUUCAAGGAAUGGCACUCAGUUUUCCUGUUCUGAAAGGAAUUUUGAAACGUGGAUAUAAGGUUCCUACACCGAUCCAACGCAAAACAAUACCAUUGGCUUUGGAAGGUCGUGAUGUUGUAGCCAUGGCAAGAACAGGCAGUGGCAAAACUGCUAGCUUUCUAAUCCCAUUAUUCGAAAAACUGAAAACCCGACAAGCUAAGAAUGGUAGUAGAGCACUGAUUCUUUCACCAACUCGGGAGUUGGCUCUGCAAACGUUGAAGUUCAUCAAAGAAAUAGGAAAAUACACGGGCCUAAAAGCUGCCGUUAUAUUAGGUGGAGAUAACAUGGAUAAUCAAUUUGGAGCGGUUCACGGAAACCCGGACAUAAUUGUUGCAACACCAGGACGUUUUCUUCAUAUCUGUGUUGAAAUGGACUUGCAUUUGAAUAGCGUGGAAAUUGUGGUAUUUGACGAAGCUGACAGGCUUUUCGAAAUGGGCUGGGGAGAGCAAAUUCACGAAAUAGCUAACCGACUUCCAGAAUCGCGUCAAACUCUCUUGUUUUCUGCGACUUUGCCAAAAGUUCUGGUCGAAUUUGCUAAAGCCGGUUUAUCGGAUCCUGUCCUCGUGCGUCUCGAUGUAGAGAGCAAAUUACCCGAUGAGCUGACACUUUCUUUCAUAACAUGUCGUCCAGAGGAAAAAAUGGCGGUUCUGUUGGCUCUUUUGAAACACGUUAUUAAAUCGGAUUCUCAAACUAUAGUUUUUGCAGCAACUAUGCAUCACGUAGAAUAUAUCCACAUGAUCCUUGAUCAAGCCAAUAUCAGCAACACUUUUAUAUAUUCGAAUUUAGAUCCAUCAGCGCGUAAGAUAAACGCAGCGAAAUUCCAAUCUGGUAAAGCAAAAGUUUUGAUCGUUACUGACGUUGCGGCUCGUGGUAUUGAUAUUCCACAUCUCGACAACGUUAUUAAUUUCAAUUUUCCUGCAAAAUCCAAAUUGUUCGUUCACAGAGUCGGACGCUGUGCCAGAGCUGGUAGAACAGGUACCGCAUACAAUAUCGUAGCUCCCGAUGAAUACGCCUAUUUGCUGGAUCUCCAUCUUUUCCUUGGUCUACCUUUUAACGUGGCUCCGCCUACGGGAACCGCUGAAAAAGGGGCGAUAGGUAAAAUGCCGCAAUCGAUGAUAGAAGCUGAACUAGCCGAAUUGAUAGCAUGGCACGAUACGAGCACGGAUCUGAAAAAUAUGCGUCAAGUUUCGAACAACGGUUAUCAGCAAUACAUUCGAUCGAGACCUGGUGCUUCGGUGGAAAGUGUAAAAAGAGUCAAAGAGCUGCGAAUUUGCGAAGCGGGAGUUAUCGCAGAAUAUCGUGAAACGGCUCCUGCGGCCAUGGAUUUGUUGGCACAAAUGAAAAACUACAGACCUCAAGGUACGAUUUUUGAAAUUGGCUCAAAACCAUCCGCCAUUGAUUACAAAGUAAUGAAAGCAACGCGUGCAUUUCACAAAGAAACUAUCACAAAUUUCAAAAGAAAAACUGAAGAACGAAACGAUAGAGCUGUUAGCGUCGCCAAAACCCAGAAGACCGAAUCAUCUUUACCGUCCAGCAGUGCUGACGAGAUAAAUGCUGCCUUUAGUCGAGUUGUCGUGCCGAGAAAAAGGAAACUCGAUGAUCUCUACAAACCGUCGAAAAAACAAAAGAAAGUUAACAAACGAGACGAUGAAUUUUACAUACCUUACGCAGCACCGGACAAGCACACCGAGGACGGGCUUGCAGUGAACAGUUUCAGCACAGAAGCUGAGAGAGUAACGGUGGAUUUGGGUGCAGAUAACGAAGAGUCUCGACGUUUACAAACGCAGAUUAAAAAAUGGGAUCGUAAAAAGAAGAAAAUGGUUACAGUCAACAAUAAUUCCAAGGUUGGCAAAAUUCGAACGGAAUCUGGCGCAUGGAUUCCUGCUACGUACAAGACGAAUCGUUACAAUCAGUGGAAAGAAAAGACGAAAGUGGGGGAAACGAACGACGACGAUGACGACGAGGAAUCACACUCGCAUACGCAGAAGCUUAAAACGACAGCGAACACUCACUGGGCGCGUCACAAUCAGAAAAUGAAGGAAAAGGUGAAGUCGAACGCUGAGCUUAAGAGACCCGAGCAAGUUCUUAAAGCGCGGAAACUUAUGGAAAUGAGAAGGAAUCGAAACGGGCGGAAGAAAGGAAAAGGGAAAAAGAAAGGUGGCAAAAAACGGUAGUUCGGAAAGCAGGUCGAUGAAAAAAUCGAUUUAUUAUGUUCAGUACAAUGACAUUGCAAUUGUACGAAAUCAACCGUUGUACAACGAAAGAUGUGGCUUAAAUAUUGCACCCACGAAUAACAAUUUGUGAAAAACA